Messenger RNA from Caenorhabditis angaria, 2853 nucleotides. The record is from the annotation of a GenBank genome assembly. NCBI's taxonomy places the organism in Eukaryota, Metazoa, Nematoda, Chromadorea, Rhabditida, Rhabditidae.
AUGACACUUUUGUGGGUGUUUUCGAUUAGUUUUUUGUUUUGUUUGUCUUAUCGAUUUGUAGAAUGUGAUUCGAGAGAUGAAGAUUUUGAGGUGAGACUGGGAAGCUUCAGAUGAAUUUCCAAAGUUAUUGAUGCAUUUUUUUUAGAAAGAUAGGUAUAAGUUUCGAUGGCCAAGUACAACAACAAAAAUAUUGGCAACUACAGAAACGAUAACUACAACAACUGAGAAACCAGUGUAUACUUUGGCUCCGGAAACCAGGAAAAUUUUGAAAAAGGUUGGUUGAGGUAUUAAAUAUGUAUUCAAAGAAAUUUGGUUACUGUACUAGAAUUUUUUGGUCGAUUUUAAAUUUUUUCCAAUAGCCCUGAAGCCAUUCUUUAGUUUCUGAUUCACUAUUUCAAGUUUUCCAUUUUCAUCAAAAAUAUCCAACCAAAUACUCAGACCAAACUUUUACAAAAAUAUUCCCCUAACAAAUUUCCAGAGUCUCGGCGGUUGCACUCCCAACAAACGAAAGAAGCAACUCGCCAAACUUCGCAAAGCCCAAAAAAUCGACGGUGUCUCCAAAAAUCACUCAAAAAUUCUACACAAAAGCUAUCCGAAAGUCAAAGUAACAAACAAUCCGCCAGCUUUAGAUCUUUAUGAGAUCAAUGAGCAAGCUGGUUUGAAUGAUUAUUUGUUUCAAGGUGAUAUAAAUUUAAAUGAGUUGCAAAUUGCCGAAUUUUCGACAAACUCAUCAUCGGGAAGGAAAAAGAGACAAAUCUUGAAUUCCGCUCCAUAUUGGCCGAAUAAUAUUGUUUAUUAUUAUUUUGAUUCAAGUUUGGGAGCUACAAUGCAAUCAAUUGUGAUAAAUGCAAUGCAAUUUAUCUCGCAACAAACAUGCAUCAAUUUCGUUCAAAAUUCAACAGCAACAAAUCGUGUAAAAAUAAUAAAUGGAGUCGGAUGUUAUUCAAAUGUUGGAAUGACUGGAGGCGAACAAAUAUUAUCUUUAGGAUCAGGUUGUGAUUUGCAAGGUAUUGCUGCUCACGAAUUAUCCCAUUGUUUAGGAGUUUUUCAUUCACAAAUGAGAUCUGAUCGAGAUUUAUAUGUCACUAUUGAUCUAACAGAUGUAGACACAGAUAUGCAGGUACUUUUGAACAUCAAUGAAAUAUUUCUCAUCCCAAAGCUUUUCAGCAAAACUUUGUGAAAUACACAGCGCUUACCAGCACAAAUAUAAUAGAUUAUGAAUAUGGAAGUUUUAUGCAUUAUAGUGGUCGAGCAUUUGUUUCAACUGGCGGAGUUGAUUCAAUUGUGCCGAAAGAGCCUUUGAUGAUUUAUACGAUGGGUGGAAGAAUUGUAACUUUUAAGGAUAUUCAGAUGUUGAACAAACAUUAUAGUUGCUCAUGUGAGUUACCAGACUCAGAAUCUAUGUGCCCAGAGGGGAACUUUCUGAGAAAAAGGUUAUGACGUGGCAAAAAUCCGCUUUUUGAGUUCUGCAUUGUUAAUCUAGGAUGAUGUGAUCAUUGAAACUUUACAAUCUAUUCUUCUCAUAUUCAUGAAUAAUUUCCAGUUCAGACUACAAACUUUGUUAUGCAAAAACCAAAAUUUAAAAUAAAUUUGAAACAGUGAGAUUUUGAACUGGCUCCAGAAUUUCCAAAGAUAUAUGUUCACCUUUUCCACGUCAUAACAUCUUUCACAUGCUUUCUAGGCCCAUCUCCUCAACUCGACUGUAAAAACGGAGGAUAUCCGAACCCAUCCAACUGCUCAAUUUGCAAUUGUCCCUACAGUUUUGCUGGCACUCUUUGCGAUAAAAAAGCAAACUACACAUGUGGUGAAAUCCUAGAAGCAAGUUCAGAAUGGAAAAGUGUUACCUAUACAUUUGGCGACGCUUCAAAUAAAGCAACAGCUCGUUCCACGUUUACUUAUUGUAAUCAUUGGAUAAAAGCGCCAAAUGAAAAACAAAUUCAAUUUCGGAUCACUUUUGCGAAUAAUACACAAUGUGGUUAUGGUUGUACUUUUAAUGGAAUUGAGCCAAAACUGUUAUUUGAUAAGACAAUGACACAGACUAGGUGAGAAAAGAAUGGAUUAUAUUUGAACUGAGCUCGAGGUUCUUUGUCAGUUUUAUAUCUUGAUAACAUUCAGAUGAAACUAGAUUUUGUAAUCAAAAAUUAUUUAAAAAGUGCAAUUUUCAGAGAAAAUCAUUUUAAAAUAACAAUAGGAUUACUGUAGAUUUGUAGCAAUUUUCUAUUGAUUUUCAGAUAUUGCUGUUCUGAAUUCAAUAAUCAAAUUCUUCAAAGCGACUCGAAUUUUCUGCCAGUUUUCUCUUAUAAUCGUUAUUACACAACAACUUUUACAUUUCAAUACAGAUAUGGUUCGUAAUUUUCCCCAUAUUUUGCCAACAAAACUUCAAUUUUUCAGUUGACUUGAACAUCACAGCUUGCGCAAAUUUACUAGAUUUGUGAGUUUUUUUUGUUUUUGCCCGGAAUGUGUCGAACAUUUUUAAGGGACACUUGCACAAAUUUGAAAAACUCGGGAUGUUCGAAUUAUUCAAAUUCGGAACUGAAAGUUAUGUGUGCGACAACUUUUGGAUUGUGCGGGAAUUCUACAAUAACACCGUGUGCAGAUAGAUUUUCACCAGAAGAGUGAGUUGAAUUUAGCAUUUUUACAUCAAUUUAGGAUUUUUUUUAACUAAUAUGGUUUGAAUUUCUGAUAAAAAAUCAUUAUACAAAACUAAAAAAAUGACCUAAAAUUAGGAUUUUUAAUUCAAACAUUUCCAGCUGUUCUACCUAUAAAUCAAGUGGUCGUUGCUUAUCGGAUCAUGCUCUGAUCGCUGAAUAUACUUGCGCAUCAACAUGCGGUUUUUGCACAAAUCCAGUAUAA